UGUCAUUGGUGGCACUGGGGGCAUGGUUCAGGAAUGCUGGUGGCACCUGGGAUGGAGUUGGGGACACCAAGGACACGGUUCAGGAGGGUUGGUGGCACCUGGGAUGGGGUUGGUGGCACCUAGAACAUCAUCGGGGACACCAGGGACAUCAUUGAGGACACUGGGACAUCAUUCAGGAGGGUUGGUGGCACCUCUGAUGUCAUUGGUGGCAUUAGGGACAGGGUUCAGGGGGGUUGGUGGCACCUGGGACAUCACUGGUGACAUGGGCGACGCUGCUGGGGACGCAUCUGACACGGCUGAGGACAUUGGUGCCAUCUCUGGGGACACUGGCGGGACAUUGGUGGCUCCGUUGGUGGCCUUGCUGGCGCUGGGGACACUUUGGGGACACUCUGGGGACAUCGGCACCGACUACUGGCUGUACGCGCGCGCCCGCGUCUGCAACGCCACCAACGCCAGCGCCGCCGCCGCCGGGGCCACCAACGCCCUGGCGCACGGGGGGCUCACCCACUCCGGCCUCUGGAGGGUCUGCUGCCUCGAAGGGCUGAAGCGGGGGCUGUGCCUGCGCAUCAAUCACUUCCCCGAGGACCUGGAGUACGACCACGACAGCGCCGAGUACCUGCUGCGCGUGGUCCGGGCCUCGAGCAUCUUCCCGAUCCUGAGCGCGGUGCUGCUGCUGCUGGGCGGGCUCUGCGUGGCCGCCUCGCGCCUGCGGCGCGCCCGCACCAGCCUCGUGCUGGGCGCCGGCAUCCUCUUCGUGGCCGCCGGCCUGUCCAACAUCAUCGGCGUCAUCGUUUACAUCUCGGCCAACGCGGGGGGGGGGGCGCCGCCCGGCACGCCCGGCGCCCCUCCCCCACCCGGGGGGGCCUUCCUGACGCUGCAGGGGGGGGGAGGGGCCGAGACCCCCGGGGGGGGCACCGGGACCCUCAACAGGAGAACCACGCCCGUCUAG
Passer montanus (Eurasian tree sparrow) is the source of this 949-nucleotide messenger RNA. RefSeq lists its product as uncharacterized. The record is from RefSeq and is a predicted model, not a curated record. NCBI's taxonomy places the organism in Eukaryota, Metazoa, Chordata, Aves, Passeriformes, Passeridae. Bases 23 to 949 code for a protein of 308 amino acids. Gene Ontology annotation, biological process: positive regulation of synaptic transmission, glutamatergic; transmission of nerve impulse; neurotransmitter receptor transport, postsynaptic endosome to lysosome. Gene Ontology annotation, cellular component: postsynaptic density membrane; AMPA glutamate receptor complex. The transcript is spliced from 5 exons. Gene Ontology annotation, molecular function: voltage-gated calcium channel activity; channel regulator activity.